UCAAGACCAAGAAGAAAUUGRUAUGGAAAGUUCUGAACAACCCGAGAGUCCACAUAACGAAAACUUUACUCAAGGUUAUAUAACUUUUUUUUCAGUACCAAUGACGAUGUUCUACAGGAACACAAGUUCUACUUUUUUUUUAGCCAGCAAGAAAAGACCAACUCUCCAAGAACUAAGAAGAGGACUAGAAAGUGAUUCACCUUUUCAACCAUUAAUGGAGGAUGAGCAGACAGAGCAGAAACCUGAAAUUGAGAAUAUUGAAAUCAGUGGUCCCACAAUAACAGCCCCAAAGUUUGGAUGGAUUAAAGGAGUCUUUUUUUUUUGUCUUUUGAAUAUCUGGGGAGUAAUGCUGUAUCUACGUCUUUUUUUUUUUGUUGGUCAAGCAGGAAUUGCAAUGGCUACAGCUAUUAUUUUUUUUUUUGCUGUUGUUACAGUAUUAACAACAUUGUCAAUGUCUGCCAUUUGUACUAACGGAGAAGUAAAAGGGGGUGGUGUUUUUUUUCUUAUCUCAAGGACUCUAGGUCCAGAGUUUGGUGGCUCAAUUGGAGUAAUAUUUUCCAUUGCUAGUGCUGUUGCAGUUGCCAUGUAUGUUUUUUUUUUCUCAGAAACAGUGCGUGACCUAUUGAGAGACAACAAUGCUCUGAUGAUUGAUGAAGUCAAUGAUAUUCGAAUUAUUGGCAUUAUUACUGUUUUUUUUUUGUUUGGGGUGACUCUUGUUGGCCUAGAGUGGGUUGUUCGUUUUUUUUUUUUUCUUCUAGCAAUAUUAGUAAUUUCUAUUCUAGAUGUAGUCAUUGGUACAUUUAUUGGACCACAGAGUGUUCAAAGCAAAGCACAGGGUUUUUUAGGUUAUAAAAUGGAUAUUUUCUCAUUGAACAUGAAACCAGGAUUUCAAGGAGAAAGUUUCUUUUCGGUAUUUGCUGUCUUCUUUCCUGCAGUUUUUUUUAUUCUGGCUGGUGUCAAUAUCUCUGGUGACCUAAAAAAUGUAAAUUCUGCAGUUCCAAAAGGAACCCUUGUAGCUAUCUUAAUCAGCACCUUUUUUUUCAUCAUGUUAGCUUGGCUAGUUGGUGCAGUAUACCUCCGAGUUUUUUUUGGAAUUAUUGCUGCUGCUGUAUACAAUGUUACUAAUACAUCCAAUUCAACACAUGAUAUCUUAUGUACAUUUCCAAAUUGUAAAUUUGGACUUCUUAAUGAUUUUCAGAUCAUGGAUUUUUUUUCUGGCUGGGGACCUAUAGUGACUGCAGGGAUUUUUGCUUCAACACUAUCGUCAGCCCUUGCAAGUUUUGUUGGUGCACCCAAGACAUUCCAAGCUGUGUGCAAAGACAAAGUAUUCCCCAAAACUGAGUUUUUUGCAGUUGGUCAUGGCCCUGGCAAUGAACCACGCCGUGGAUACAUGCUGACUUUUUUUUUUUUUGUUGCAUUUAUUGCAAUUGGAGAUUUGAAUGCAAUUGCUCCAAUCAUUUCAAAUUUCUUCCUAAUUGUUUAUGCUCUUAUCAAUUAUGCAACAUUUGCAGCAUCAUUUGGACGAUCUCCUGGAUGGCGACCAUCUUUCAAAUAUUAUAACAUGUGGGUGUCUCUUGUUGGGGCUGUACUGUGCUUAGUAAUCAUGUUCCUGAUCAAGUGGUGGUCUGCUCUGCUUACUCUACUCAUUUUUUUUUGCUUGUAUAAAUUUGUGGAUUACAAAAAACCAAAUGUAAGUUGGGGUUCAUCUGGACAGGCAAACACAUACAUGACAGCUCUAUUUUUUUUAUUAAGACUUGAGAAACAAGAAGACCAUGUGAAAAACUACCGACCACAAUUUCUGGUUCUGUCAGGGAGACCUGUAGAACGUCCUCAUUUGCUUAAAAUCGUUUCUCACAUGAGUAAGAAUGUUGGGCUUAUGUUAUAUUUUUUUUUUUACAAAGGCGAGUUUGGCACCAUACCACCAGAAAAAGAUUCCAUUGAAGACACUAAAUGGCUUCAAGAUUGCAACAUAAAGGCUUUUCGAUCAGUAACAACAGCUCCAAAUUUACGGACAGGAGUUCAGAAUAUGCUUGAUUUGUGUGGUCUUGGAAAAAUGAAACCCAAUACAGUAGUACUUGGUUUUAAAAAGGAUUGUUUUUUUUCAUCAAAGAGUGCCAUUGCAGACUACUUUGGGAUCAUUAAUGACAUUUUUGAUCGAAAUUUUGGGUUAGUACUUUUACGUAUGGGUGAGAUUUUUUUUAUUGAUCUUGAAGAUGGAGCUAGUUCUGAAUCAGAAUCGGAUGGCAAUGAUGAUGUUGGAUCCAAUGAAACAAUUCAAGGAACGAUUAAAUUUUUUUUAAGCAAUUCUGAACUUGCUUUCCAAGAUAAGCAGCAAGGCAUUUUUUUUGUUUGGUGGCUGUAUGAUGAUGGUGGUCUAACUGUUCUAUUUUUUUUUUUACUCAGUCAACAUAGACUAUGGAGUGGAUGUCAGCUCAGGAUCUUUUCAGUUAAUAUUCGCUCAAAGCACACCAUCAAGUCUCUUGAAAUUAAUAUGGCCAAGUUAAUGAAGAAAUUCAGAAUCACUGCCAGUUGUGUUGACCAAGUCCCUGGUGCUAACACUAAACCAUGCAAAGAAAGUCUUGAUGCCUUCAAAAACUUACCAGUCAAGGAAGAGCUUGAAGAAGGAGACAUAACAGAUCAAAAGGUUUUGCGCAUGAUACGUAUAGGAGAACUUAUCCGUGAGCGCUCCAAGGAAGCAAAACUGGUUAUAGUUUCACUUCCAGUACCUAUAGCUGAUGUGACUUCACCUUUGAUGUACCUGAGCUGGCUUGAAGUGCUAUUUUUUUUUCUACCACCUGUACUCUUAGUCAGAGGAAAUCAAACAAGUGUUCUUACAUUCUAUUCUUAAAUGCAUUUGUCCUAUUUAACUUUAAAUAGUGUAUGUAAUUAAUAAGGUUAAGAAAUUCUCUAUCAGGUGAGCAGUGUGCUUUUUUUUUUGUAUUAUUUAAUGCAUAUUUAUCAUCAUAACAUUUUUUGAAUUAUAUUCUAUGUAUAAACAUAUAAAAAACGAACAGCAUUGUCUUGAGCGCAGUGAGAAUGUUUGAUGUGUCUUUAUAUAGUAGAAUAUGCUGCUGGAAACCACUAGCUGUGUUAUAUGCACUAUAAAGGUCAUGCAUGUGACUGUUUUUUUUUACUCUGAUUGGUCUAAUAGGGGUUAAUAUAAUGUUGUUAAUAUACGUGCAUCACAAGAAAACUUCAUGUUGUUUUAUAAAUGUUAUACCUUUGGAAUAAGCAGUUCAGUUGUUGGUUCCUUAUUACUUGGUACAGCCAUUUUUUUUGUUGUGGGAUGUCAGUCCCAUAGCUAAAGGAAUGGU
Messenger RNA from Exaiptasia diaphana, 3314 nucleotides. Its product is annotated as solute carrier family 12 member 2. Gene Ontology annotation, cellular component: membrane. Lineage: Eukaryota; Metazoa; Cnidaria; Anthozoa; Actiniaria; Aiptasiidae. Bases 23 to 2848 code for a protein of 941 amino acids. The record is from RefSeq and is a predicted model, not a curated record. The transcript is spliced from 6 exons. Gene Ontology annotation, biological process: chloride transmembrane transport; sodium ion homeostasis; sodium ion transmembrane transport. Gene Ontology annotation, molecular function: sodium:potassium:chloride symporter activity.